Molecule: messenger RNA, 5069 nt
Organism: Pygocentrus nattereri (red-bellied piranha)
Lineage: Eukaryota; Metazoa; Chordata; Actinopteri; Characiformes; Serrasalmidae
Gene: larp1b
Product: La ribonucleoprotein 1B
Exons: 18
Coding region: 340-3642 (1100 amino acids)
Biological process (GO): mRNA stabilization; positive regulation of translation
Cellular component (GO): cytosol; cytoplasmic stress granule
Molecular function (GO): RNA cap binding
Source: RefSeq, a predicted model, not a curated record
GUAGUGUUUCCCUUUUAGGUGAACUGCGGAUCAGCCGAAACGUCAAAGUCGAUAAGAAACGCGGCGACGCUUUAUUUGUAUUUUUAUGAUUUCUCUGUAAUUUUCGUGCUUUUUUCUUCAUCACAGAUGGCUUGCACCGGAGCUAAAACACUUCGAAGAUAAAAAAAUACUUGUCCAAAAUUUAAACACAAAGUUCUGAGGCAACUCCGGAGCUUGUUUCAGGUUUCAGGAGCUGCUGUCAGCUUUUCUAGGGACUUUUUCGCUCUGUUUUUGUUCUCCUUAAGCACUGUCUCUCUGUUUGUGUGCUUUUUCGAGUCCCACCACCAGCAGCCUCUAGCUAUGUCCACCGUCGACUCGGCCGUGAGGGACGGCGACCAAAACAGAGACAACAGUAAAGACGACCCCGGAGCCAAAGUCGAGCUCCCGCAGGAGAAACCUGCCAAAGUCGGCGGAGAAGAACAAAACAACACGGCGGAGAAAGAAAACGAGCCGAGCACGACGAGCACGGACACGAAAGAGGGAGAGAACGGCAAGACGAAAGUGCUGGAGGCUCCGCCGCCCAAAGUGAACCCGUGGACGAGGAAGAGCAGCAGCACAUGUCCUCCCAGCACCCAGACUGACUCUCAGAACCCUGCCAAAGUGGUGCGCGCCAGUAAGCCCAGAUCCAGGAAGUCCAGUAAGUCAAGUGACUUCAGUGACAUCACAAACUGGCCCACUCCUGGAGAAAUAGCCAAUAAAGAGCAGCAGCAGAACGUGAUCAACACGCAGGGCCGGAAGCCGACAGUGGGACGGAGGGAGAGAAGGAGGGAUCGUGGAGGAGAGAAGAGGGAAAAGGAGAGCGGCAGCGAUGGAAGUGACAGUAAAGAAAACAGGGAGGCGCAGCAGGAGCCAAUGACUCACCUCCCCACCGAGCAGGGGAAGGAAACAGGCAAAGAGAUGCAGAACAGCGCCUCCCGUAGGAGAGGAGGCUGGAGGAGGGAGCGGGACUUCUUCAACGAUGCGUCCAGCAUCCGCAGUGAGGGCAGCAGUGUUCGCGACAGCCUCAGGGGGCGGGGCAAAGGUCGCGGCAGGGGCAGAGGUCGGGGCCGAGGUCGCUAUGACUACUCCCAUAGUUACAGGGACUCCUACGUGGAUGGGUCCUCUGUGCCCCAGGAGUUUGGCACCAAUAUGAUGUAUUUUUAUGACGACGGUAACCGGAUACAGAUGUACACCAUAGAAGAGAGUCUACUUAAAGAGUACAUCAAGCGCCAGAUUGAGUACUACUUCAGCUUGCACAACCUGGAGCGAGACUUUUUCCUGCGGAGAAAGAUGGACGCCAAAGGUUUCCUGCCCAUCUCUCUGAUCGCUGGGUUCCGCCGUGUCCAGGCCCUGACCACUGACAUCAACCUCAUCAUGGAGGCGGUUAAAAACAGUGAUGUGGUGGAGCUGGUAGAUGAGAAGAUCAGGAGAAAGGAGGAUCCAGAGCACUGGCCAAUCCCCGGACCCCCUGUGGAUUCCCCCCGCACAGACUUCACCCAGCUCAUCCACUGCCCUGAGUUCGUCCCAGGACAAACCUUCACCUGCCUCAACGCAGGCUCAACCUCCCCAACCAAUGAGAACACAGUCGAGUCCACCCCUUCCACAAACGGCCAAUUAAAUGGCAGUUCCGACACUGAGGCCAAACCCAACUCCAGCAAGUCGUCCGAAGCGGAGUCCAAAAGUGUGUCCAAGGCGGAAGAGAGGACCCCUGCUGGGCUGUCCAACAGCGUGCCUGAUGCAGAAACUCCUCGAGGUCUGUCCAGCAGUCUGCCUGACUAUGAGAACCAGUGGAUCCAGGUGGAGAAACGGCACAGAAACACCUCUGGGAAGAACAAGGAGCGUUCAGUACUGGUUCAGUCCGGUCCAGACCUGCAGCCCGAGGCCGACCAGGAGGAGCUGGACUUCCUGUUUGAUGAAGAGAUGGAAAGACUGGCAGCGCCUCGCAAAAACACUUUCACUGAUUGGUCAGAUGACGAUUCGGAUGGAGAACUGGACGACAGAGAUGUGAACAAAAUCCUGAUUGUGACUCAGACGCCCCCGCACCUGCGGAAACACCCGGGUGGCGACCGGACUGGGAACCAUGUCUCCCGCGCCAAAAUCACCGCUGAACUCGCCAAAGCCAUCAACGACGGACUCUACUACUACGAACAGGAUCUGUGGACAGAGGAGGACAAACAGCUGGACAGCACCAGCAUGAAGCAGGAACUGGAAAACUUCAAGAAAAUCAGCAUGAUCAGCCAGGACGAGUUUGACACUUUGACCCCUAAAGUACCCAUCGACCCCAAACAGGAAGUGCCCCCCCCUCCCCCUUGCCAAGAUGAGUCCAGUGUAGCCCACUCUGUCCCCACUGAUGUCCCAGAACCCUCCAGUGCUCCCCGGACCCCCCGAACCCCACGCACACCCGGCCGUCAGGACCCCACAAAAACGCCCCGCUUCUACCCUGUUAUCAAGGACAGUGGCAACAUCGAUGGACAGACUCCCCGGAAGAGGAAAACUCGACACAGCUCUAAUCCGCCACUGGAGAGUCAUGUGGGCUGGGUGAUGGAUUCCAGAGAACACAGACCACGCACCAGUUCCAUCAGUAGUUCUAAUGCAUCUCCGUCGGAGGGCGCCCCCUUGCAGUCAGGCAGUUAUGGCUGCACCCCCCAGUCUCUGCCUAAAUUCUGGCACCCGUCCCACGAGCUGCUCCAGGAGAACGGCUUCACCCAGCAGGUUUACCACAAGUACCGCCGACGCUGUCUCAAUGAGAGAAAACGGUUGGGAGUGGGUCAGUCUCAGGAGAUGAACACACUCUUCAGGUUCUGGUCCUUCUUCCUCAGGGACAACUUCAACAGGAAAAUGUACGAGGAGUUUAAGCAGUGCGCUUUGGAGGAUGCCAAAGAGAACUACAGGUAUGGCUUGGAAUGCCUGUUCCGCUUCUACAGUUACGGUUUGGAGAAGAGAUUCAGACCUGAGAUCUUCAAGGAGUUCCAGGAGGAAACCUUAAAUGACUAUGAGAAAGGUCAGCUGUACGGUCUGGAGAAAUUCUGGGCUUUUCUGAAGUACUCCAAAGUUAAGGGCCAGGUCAUUGACCCCAAGCUGCAGGAACACCUCUGCAAAUUCAAGAGCAUAGAUGACUUCAGGGUGGAGCCACCCAUGGGCGAUGAGGGGGGCCGCAGGAGGAGACACUCAUCCUCCGGAGGCGACGAGAGUAGACGCAAACGUCACAACUCUUCUUCAUCAUCCUCCUCAAAACAAGCCCCACCCACUAAGCCCUUGAAUCACCCUGCUGCUGCUGCAGCGGCCAAGACGGAUUCAAACAGUCGGUCAGCUUCCCCAGCAAACACUAAAACCACUUCAGCCAAUCAGGGGCCAGUCAAGGCAGCCUCAGGCAGUCAGUCAGGAGGUGUGGCGAACAGCAAAACCACAUCAGCCAGUCAGCCAGCUGCUGCAGGGCCCGCCAAAACACCCUCAGCCAAUCAGAAAGUAGCAACAUCAUCCGCCAAGAGCACCGCAGCCAAUGAGCCAGCUACAACCACCAGGGUCGCGCCCAAAGAAAACGUGAAGAAGAUUGCACAGUCUGAAAUGCGCAGAGGAGAGCAAGCAGCAAUCAAAACUAAAGACGCACAUCCACCAAAGAAAUGAGUUCCGGACUGCUUGGUGCUUCGAGUGACCACUGCUUCUGAUCUUAGCCUUUUUUAAAGGCUGAUUGAGGUUUACGGUUUACACCGUAAAUCUGUUCUACGAGUGAAUCAGUCAAACCGUUAAAGUGAAGCCUGAGUGUUUUAACCAUCACAGCUGCAUUGAUUUCACUACGUCUGUAUCAACCAGAAUGUUGUAUUAUUUGUCCUAGCAGACCGAUUUUGACACUUUUUUUUUUUUUUUUUAAUUGUUUUACCAUUUUAAUCAGGCACAAUCAGUGGACUGCAAAGAAUAAUGGGAGUCAAAAAGUUCUGCUGUGAAGUUUACGAACGCUGCAUCUAAUGCAGCUUAUGGACAGUGUGUUCACGUGUUGAAUGUACAUUUCUCUCUCACUGUUUUAUUUUAUCUUCAGGGGUGCCUUACAUUUCAAAAGGAAAAAAAAACAUGACAAAAGUAUAACCUAAAUGUACCAGGAGGAUAUAUCGAACUUGAUUUUGUUUCUAAGGUGUCAUAACUUUUGCUGUUUGUGUGCCUGAACAAAGUAACGCAGUCACAGAUGGGAAACAAAAUGAAGCAAGCUGACCUAUAAUAAAAUACAUUAUUUGCUCCAAAAUCUCAAAUUCUAACACAUUGUAAACUACAUUUUGCUCUUUUAAGCUUGUGGAAGGAAAACCAUGACAACAAAGUGACACUAUACAGAGUUUCUUGACGCGUAGCUUGCAUUUACCUGCAUUUAUGAUACGAGUGUUAGAAGAAUUCAGAAUAAUGCUCAAAGCCAAAAAUAAAAAGGUGGGAUUUUAAUCUCCUAUUAAAAUCCUUUUAUUUUAAUCUGCUAUUUAACAGAUAUGCUGUUCAUAUGUGUGGCCGGUGAGGGUGAGGACACCGCUGUCUCUUGGGGGUUAAACAGAGUUCUGUAGAAAAGAGCUCCGGGCUAGACAGUAGAUGGGUCAUCCCCUCCUUUUUUUUUUUUUUUUUUUUUUUUUUUUUUUUUUUUUUUUUGACUUAAAUCAGAAACAUAUCUCUACUUGAAGUUUUAUUUUCUAAGAAUUUUUAUCUUUUUAAACAAAAAGGAGCUAUAUUUCCAGAAAAAAAGUUUUAAAUUCUAUUGGAGAUGGGAUUUUUUUUUCCUUUCUAUUUUGAAUGAUGUUAUUGAUGAUAAUCCUAUUUUUUAUUGCUUAUACAGUUUAUUUGGAUAAUGCAGCUAUAAAAUACAAAUAGAAACUGUACAUAAAUAUUGUGAGAAAGUACUCUUGAUUUGGUUGAUUUAAUUUUUAUUCAUCUGUAUUGUAGUUAUGUUUUUUGCGUGCGCUGGUGUGUUUAAAUGCAUGUCAGGUUAAUUUUUUUUCUUUUUUCUGCUUAAUAAAUUGUAACAUGUACAAAAAAAUGCCUAUAUAAAAAAAUUUAUUAAAAAUCUGUUUAUAAAAACCCAA